This is a messenger RNA of Ostertagia ostertagi, 504 nucleotides long. NCBI's taxonomy places the organism in Eukaryota, Metazoa, Nematoda, Chromadorea, Rhabditida, Trichostrongylidae. The record is from the annotation of a GenBank genome assembly.
AUGUGGUGCACUGUCAGUUUCUGUUUCAGUAGCUCAUAUCCUCGUCGAGCUUCAACGUCUGCUCCGACAAAGAGCUACACAGAUAUCGAUAUAGAUUACAAGAGCUUUGAGCAUUUCCAGCGUACCAACAGGCAAAGAAAACAGUACCAUUCCCAUUUUGAUAUGCCGGAAGAGUUUUAUGCAGAAUUUGGUGGGAAGAGAAGGGAAUUCAAAAGCACAUAUGAGCCGUUUGCAAAAUCGAUACACAGAGAUAGUCGUGCUCGACAGCGGGAAGAAGAGGAGCGUCAACGGGAGAUUCAGCGAGAACAAGAACGACUGCAGGCCAAAUAUCCGAUUCCGACGUUUGAGCAGAUGUUGCGAGAAAAGCGGCGGAAGCAAGGAAGAGGAAAGUCGAAAGCAAGCAGCUGGUGCUCUCGGUUUGGCCACUGCUGCCGCUGUAAUAUAUUUCAUAGUAAAGAAAUUCUUCCGAUAGUUCAAAUAGUUUGUACAGUUUUCAGAGUAUAG